CGCGGUCGGAGUCGCGUUGCGCCUGCGCCGCGCGGCCAUGUCGGCGCCGUUCGAGGAGCGCAGCGGCGUGGUGCCGUGCGGGACGCCGUGGGGCCAGUGGUACCAGACGCUGGAGGAGGUGUUCAUCGAGGUGCGGGUGCCGCCCGGCACGCGAGCGCAGGACGUGCGCUGCGGCCUCCACAGCCGGCACCUGUCGCUGGCCGUGGGCGGGCGCGACAUCCUCAAGGGCCGCCUCUUCGACGCCACCAUCGCGGACGAGGGCACCUGGACGCUGGUCUCCCGGUGGCCCCUUUCGCUGCCCAGAGGACAGGAAGAUGGUGCGCAUCGUCCUGACGAAGACCAGGCGGGACGCGGCCAACUGCUGGACGUCUCUGCUGGAGUCGGAGUACGCGGCCGACCCCUGGGUGUGCGACCAGAUGCAGAGGAAGCUCACCCUGGAGCGCUUCCAGAAGGAGAAUCCUGGUUUUGACUUCAGUGGAGCAGAAAUCUCAGGGAACUACACCAAAGGUGGGCCUGACUUCUCAAAUCUUGAGAAAUAGCCGUUAUCACUGUUUGCUGCCUUCUGUGGAUCCCAGCAGAAUCUGCCAAACAUGAGGACCAGUCAUCUCUGUGGUGGAAGUCCAGUGUGGAUGCCUGCAGCUGACAGUGCAAAGUACACUCAGGUGCGUUUCUGAAAGUGGCAUUUCAGGAAGCACCUGCAAGCUGUGGGGACUCUGCUGAUAGAUGCUGACUUCGUUGGGGGCUUUGAGCUGGGCUCUUGUCCUGGUCAUUUCUCCAGUACUUCUUCUUGUUGGUUUACCCAUUUUAUAUAGAAUGUUAUGAGGUGUCUCUCUCAGUACUUUUCAAAUUACUGCUCACUCUUGCCUGGAUUGACUUGUGUCUAAGUAAGGUAAUUAAAGGGUUCACAGUUGUGGAAAUUGACAGUUGUUUCAAUAUUACUUUAAUUCCUGAGUUAGAGCUCAGUGGCUUAAAAGCCUCUUUUGUGCUUUUUCUUCCCUGUAGGCUAUGGGAGCCUGAGGGCUUUUAAACUAUAAGUAGGCUUCUUAGCUUAAUCACAGACUCCUGACCAAGAGAUAAAGCAGGGAGAUUAUCUGGCAGAGACAACCCAGUGGUUAUGCAAAGAGACUCACAGCCCCACCCGCUAGGCCACCGAGGUGUAGAUCUUCUCCUGAGUUUCCUGGUCAGUUCUCUGCUCCCUGGUGUCAGCACAGGAACUCCCCUGCUGCUCCAGAUUCUGAGAGCAGCAGCAAUGGAGACUCACAGUGGCAUUUGGUGAGUCUCAGGGGAGUCCUCUCCUCCCUUCAGCCGUCUUUUUGUUGGUGAAACAGACUGGAGGUGGUGUCUCAAUUAGUAAACUGCCGGACUGUUACCAGCCACUCAGUCUCUCCCUAGGCUCCUCUCUGUCCAGGAGCCACACGUGUCUGCACUCACCGGUGAUUUGAAGUCGUUCUGUGUUGUUAGAGUUAGGGGCUCCAGCAGGCCGGGCUAGCUUCGCAGAGGUGAACAGAGACUCGGGGACACACGGCUGGGCCGGGAAGCUGUAUUUCUU
This is a messenger RNA of Erinaceus europaeus (western European hedgehog), 1549 nucleotides long. It is a transcript of the gene NUDCD2, whose product is annotated as NudC domain containing 2. Bases 38 to 469 code for a protein of 143 amino acids. Gene Ontology annotation, cellular component: cytoplasm. Gene Ontology annotation, biological process: protein folding. NCBI's taxonomy places the organism in Eukaryota, Metazoa, Chordata, Mammalia, Eulipotyphla, Erinaceidae. The transcript has 4 exons. The record is from RefSeq and is a predicted model, not a curated record.